Molecule: messenger RNA, 534 nt
Organism: Cuscuta campestris
Lineage: Eukaryota; Viridiplantae; Streptophyta; Magnoliopsida; Solanales; Convolvulaceae
Source: the annotation of a GenBank genome assembly
GGCCAUCAAGCCUCAGCCGGAAUCAUCUCACCCAGAAUAGUCCAAACUCAUGGUGAAAAUUGAAGAUAUGAUGCGGUUAAGAGCUUUCCUGCCGACAAAUGAUAAAAUAGUGAAGAUGCAUAUGCACCCCAGUCCCCACACAUCUGUGACUCAUUACAGCCGCAUCGGAUCACAUUUCUGUUUGGAAUUGGGAACACCGACAGUGAUUAUAAUAAGCUUGCUUUCUGGUAAUGGGGACAACCUCUAUAGCAUCUUCUUCAUCUGGAUAAGAAUCCCCUUAACUAAGGAUCAGAUUAUUGCUUUGACCAUUGCAAAAGAUAAUAACAUCAUCUGCAUAUGCCAAAUGGCUAAUCUACCAACCUUGCCCCUACUCGAAAGUAGAGAGACUGUUUCCAAAGAGGCCCCUGGCUCAACGUCGAAAGUUGCAUUGCUUGACUAACUGCUACUUCAUUAAUUAAAGAAGCGCAGACAGUUUAGAGAUCCAUUUUGAUUUAUUCCAUCACACCCCAAAGCCAAAAAAUGGUGAAAUUUUGG